UUUUCCGGGUGUCUUUGUGACACAAUACAAACAGCCAAAGUGGAUAACGUAAAGAUUGAAGAUUUAGUGGACUCCGAUCCCGAUAUCGAGUUUAUUGAAAAGGACAGCGGCAUGUCGUCGUUAGGCGGUAGCAAAGAUGAAACUCCCGAAAGAAAAACAGUGGCCACUACUAAUGAUCCAGCUGUAACAGAGGAAAAUUAUGAUGAUGAACCUGAUGAGACAUUGGGCGAACGCAUCAUGGGUCUUGCCGAAAUGUUCCCACAACCUCUGAGGGAUUUCACUGGUGGCCUUGUCAAUUUCACAACCAGCAGCAUUAAGGGCCUGUACAAGUUCUCGUGUAAUGCCUCAUGGAUAUUCUUUACCAGUUCGGUAAUACUCUUUGCUCCAGUCAUAUUCGAGACAGAACGUGCCCAAAUGGAAGAAAUGCAAAAGACACAACAGAAACAGGUGCUGCUGGGACCUGGAUCUGCGAUGUCAGCCGUUGGAGAAGCGCCAGCAUUGCCAUUAAUACGAUAAAUUUAUACAGAAUAAAAAAAUACUUAAA
This is a messenger RNA of Musca vetustissima, 544 nucleotides long. It is a transcript of the gene mge, whose product is annotated as mitochondrial import receptor subunit TOM22 homolog. The record is from RefSeq and is a predicted model, not a curated record. The transcript is spliced from 3 exons. The annotation marks the transcript as partial. Gene Ontology annotation, biological process: intracellular protein transport. Gene Ontology annotation, cellular component: mitochondrial outer membrane. Lineage: Eukaryota; Metazoa; Arthropoda; Insecta; Diptera; Muscidae.